CUGAUGCCCCCGUGGUGGUUGUUCGUAGGGCAUCGUGAAGCAGGACUCGCUGGGAUCAACCUGAACCGCAGCAACCCCAAGCUCAAGGACUUUACAUCCGGCCCAACAUCGCCCAGAAAGAGGUGCAGGGAGCGCUCGAGGCACACGGUCAACGGGUUCCGGUUCACGUCGGUGCGGGGGGACAAGGUGGACAUCCUGUACAACAACAUCAAACACGCGUGUUCCAGCCCUGUGACGGGGAGAUGAUCAUCGUGCUGCACUUCCACCUCAAGAACGCCAUCAUGUUCGGAGAAAGAGCGGCACACGGACGUGCAGUUCUACACCGAGGUGGGGGAGAUCAACCACGGACCUGGGCAAGCACCAGCACAUGCACGACAUGGACGACCUCUACGCUGAGCAGAUGGAGCGGGAGAUGCGGCACAAGCUGAAAACGGCCUUCAAGAACUUCAUCGAGAAGGUCGAGGCCCUCACCAAGGAGGAGCUGGAGUUCGAGGUGCCCUUUCCGGGAGCUGGGGUUCAACGGUGCCCCGUACCGCAGCACCUGCCUCCUGCAGCCCACCAGCAGCGCCCUCGUCAACUGCACUGAGUGGCCCCCGUUCGUGGUGACCCUGGACGAGGUGGAGCUGAUCCACUUCGAGCGGGUGCAGUUUCCACCUGAAGAACUUCGACCUGGUCAUCGUGUACAAGGACUACGCGCGCAAGGUCACCAUGAUCAACGCCAUCCCCGUCGCCUCACUCGACCCCAUCAAGGAGUGGCUCAACUCGUGUGACCUGAAGUACACCGAGGGCGUCCAGUCCCUCAACUGGACCAAGAUCAUGAAAACCAUCGUGGACGACCCCGAGGGAUUCUCGAGCAGGGGGGGUGGUCCUUCCUGGAACCUGAGGGGGAGGGCUCGGAGGCGGAGCCGGGGGACUCGGAGUCGGAGCUGGAGGACGAGACCUUCAACCCCUCGGAGGAGGACGAGGAGGAGGAGGAGGACAGUGAUGAGGAUUACUCCUCUGAGGCUGAGGAGUCAGAAUAUUCCAAGGACUCUCUGGGCAGCGAGGAGGAGAGCGGAAGGACUGGGACGAGCUGGAGGAGGAGCCCGGAAAGCCGACCGCGAGAGCCAGUACGAGGAGGAGAGGAGCGCGGGCGCGGCCGCAAGAGGAAGGGCCCCCCCGGGAGGGGCCCCCCCCGCCACGGGCCCCCCAAAAAGAAGGGAAGUAAAGGGGGGGGGACCCCCAACCCCCCCCCCCGAGAAGAUUUUGGGGUCAAAACCCCCAUUUCGGGGAGUUUUCACCCCUUUCCCCCCUGUUCCCCUGGGGGGGGGGAGGUUUGAGGGUCCCCCCAUGGAUUUUGGGAUUUUGGGGGGGGGUCCCCGUUGGAUUUUGGGGUCUCCCCCUCCUUUGUGAAAUUUCGGGGGGUUCCUCCCCGAUUUUUGGGGGUUUUCCCGAG
Chiroxiphia lanceolata (lance-tailed manakin) is the source of this 1435-nucleotide messenger RNA. It is a transcript of the gene SUPT16H, whose product is annotated as SPT16 homolog, facilitates chromatin remodeling subunit. Bases 709 to 1392 code for a protein of 227 amino acids. Gene Ontology annotation, cellular component: FACT complex. The transcript has 10 exons. Gene Ontology annotation, molecular function: nucleosome binding. The record is from RefSeq and is a predicted model, not a curated record. Gene Ontology annotation, biological process: transcription elongation by RNA polymerase II; positive regulation of transcription elongation by RNA polymerase II. Lineage: Eukaryota; Metazoa; Chordata; Aves; Passeriformes; Pipridae.